Messenger RNA from Ochlerotatus camptorhynchus, 1672 nucleotides. RefSeq names its product Chitin and LDLR binding deacetylase 3 (gene ChLD3). Gene Ontology annotation, cellular component: extracellular region. The transcript has 5 exons. Gene Ontology annotation, biological process: carbohydrate metabolic process. NCBI's taxonomy places the organism in Eukaryota, Metazoa, Arthropoda, Insecta, Diptera, Culicidae. Gene Ontology annotation, molecular function: chitin binding; protein binding; hydrolase activity, acting on carbon-nitrogen (but not peptide) bonds. The record is from RefSeq and is a predicted model, not a curated record. Bases 64 to 1638 code for a protein of 524 amino acids.
AUACAAACUGACCACAACUGGGCGGUUGGUCGACGGACGGUUCAACACAAGACAGCUGCCGGAAUGGAUCUAUUUAUACUUUUUGCAACGGCAGCGCUAUUUACUUUCACUGGAAACGCACAUGCCGGCAACUUGGUCAAGCGCAGUCUGAAAAACACAGUUCUUUGCUUAGAGGAUGGACGAUUUUACAGGAAUCCAGAACGACCCGUACAGAAGAUGUGGACCAACGCGGAGUGCGCCAAGUACUACCUCUGUCUCGAUGGGGAAGUGUUCGAGUUCAAAUGUUCCGUCGGGCUGAUGUUCGAUGUGACCCGGCAGAUUUGCGACUUCAAGCAGAACGUGGACAACUGCGAAGUUACGGCGGAGGCCCGCGUUCCGAAACCGCUGCUAGACGCCGCCCAGUGCGAGGAACGAUCGCAGCUGGGCUGCGGCGAUGGCACUUGUCUUCCGAACGAAUACUUCUGCGACGGUUCCAUCGAUUGCCCGGAUGGAUCGGACGAGGGUUGGUGCGAUGUCGAAAACGAUCCGAACGCAGCCGAUCCUUGUGACCUGUCGGUUUGCGAACUUCCGGAUUGCUUCUGCUCCAAAGAUGGAACGAUCAUCCCAUCCCGUCUGGAACGAACCCAGACGCCUCAGAUGAUCGUGCUAACGUUCGACGAUGCAAUUAACUUUGAAAAUUGGGAACUCUACACGCAGAAGAUCUUCACGCCAAACCGGAAGAAUCCCAACGGAUGUCCAUUGCGGGCGACGUUCUUCAUCUCGCAUCAGUACACCAACUACCAGCAGGUGCAAAAAAUGUGGAACGAUGGUCACGAAAUCGCAAUCCACUCGAUCACCCACCGCGGUCCGGAGGAGUGGUGGUCCCGGAAUGCAACCAUCGAAGAUUGGUUCGAUGAAAUGGUCGGACAAGCCAACAUCAUCAACCGGUUCUCGAACGUGCGGAUGGAGGAGCUCCGGGGGAUGCGAGUUCCGUUUCUACGGGUCGGUUGGAAUCGCCAGUUCCUGAUGAUGAAGGAGUUUGGAUUCGUGUACGAUUCGUCGAUGGUGGCACCCCACUCCAACCCGCCGCUGUGGCCGUACACGUUGGAUUACAAGAUGCCACAUGCCUGCAACGGGAAUAACCAGUACUGUCCCUCCCGGAGCUAUCCCGGCAUCUGGGAGAUGGUGAUGAAUCAGCUGGAAGCCGGGGAGUUCACCUGCGGGAUGGUCGAUACCUGUCCGGCCAAUAUGAGCGGAGAAGACAUGUACAAGAUGUUUGUGCACAACUUCAAGCGGCAUUAUCACACGAACCGGGCGCCGUACGGGUUGUACUUCCACUCGACCUGGUUCCGGAAGCAGGAAUAUCUGGAAGCGUUUUUGAGAUUCCUCGACGACAUGCAGAAGCAUCCGGAUGUGUACUUCGUGACCAACUACCAAGCCAUCGAAUGGAUCCGCAAUCCAACCCCGCUAAAUCAACUAGGUCACUUCGACCCGUGGUACUGCCAACCGAAGCAGCUAGACCCGACCGAGCUGGCAUGCAACCUCCCACGUACCUGUAAGCUGCACAGUCGAGUCCUGCAGCAGGACCGAUAUCUGUUCACCUGCAACGAAUGCCCGUCCCAGUAUCCAUGGAUAAGGAACGAGUUCGGAUUGGACUAGGCCCAGCAGCAACAGCAGCAGCAGUAUUAAUUUU